Messenger RNA from Lethenteron reissneri (Far Eastern brook lamprey), 1258 nucleotides. RefSeq names its product transmembrane emp24 domain-containing protein 1-like. NCBI's taxonomy places the organism in Eukaryota, Metazoa, Chordata, Hyperoartia, Petromyzontiformes, Petromyzontidae. The record is from RefSeq and is a predicted model, not a curated record.
CCCUCCGCACUCGCCCCUCGCCGCCUUCGCUCGCCACUUUUAAUGGCGAUGAGUUGUUGACGACUUUCAGUCGUGGCCGGCGUGUUCACGUCUCACUCGGUUCGACACUCUGACCCAGUGGUUUGUUUCGCUUUUCACCAACCCCACCUCACCCACCACCACCACCCCCCACCACCACUCACUACCACCACUCACUACCACUACCCCCAACUAACCACCACCCCCCACUACCACCACCAACUAAUACCACCACUUCCACCACCACCAACUAAUACCACCCACCACUACCACCACCCCCCACCACUACCACCAACUAAUACCACCACUUCCACCACCACCAACUAAUACCACCACCACCCACCACUACCACCAACUAAUACCACCACUUCCACCACCACCAACUAAUACCACCACCCCCCACUACCACCAUCACCAACUAAUAUUAUUACCACCACCACCCCCCCACACUCUUGAGAUGUGGCCGCACCACCACCAUCAUCACCUCCUCCUGCUGCUGCUGCUCCUGCUGCCGUCACUAGCGAACGGCUUCGCGCAGUCCCUGGACGGGGACUUCACCUUCACGCUGCCCGCGGGCCGCACGGAGUGCUUCUACCAGGCGCUCACGACGGGCGCCUCCAUGGAGGUGGAGUACCAGGUGAUUGACGGUGCGGGCAUGGAUGUGGACUUCUCAAUCUCGUCUCCAACGGGACAAGUCCUCUUUGCCGAGUACAGGAAGUCAGAAGGCCUCCAAAGCGUGGAGGCCAAGCAGGACGGAGACUACAUGUUCUGCUUCGACAACAGCUUCAGCCACGUGUCGGAGAAGGUGGUGUUCUUCGAGGUGAUCUUGGACAACAUGGAGGUGGAGAAGGACGACAAGCCAGCGUGGAAGGACUUUGUGGCGGUUGACGAAAUUAUUGACAUGAAGCUGGAGGACUUGCAGGAGACCAUGGACAACAUAAAGACCCGCCUCGGCAAAAGCAUUCAGAUGCAGUCCGUGCUGCGAGUCUACGAGGCCCGCGACCGAAAACUGCAGGAGACCAACUUCGAGAUGGUCAACCUGUGGUCGGGGAUCAGCAUGGCGGUGCUGGUGGUGGUGGCUGGCCUGCAGGUGUACACGCUGCGCAGCCUGUUCAACGACCAACGGCGCGUUCGCACGUAGCGCUUGGUGCCAGCGCUCGCUCGCAUGCACGCACCACGCCUGAGCGUGCACAUAGCGUGUGCGACGCUGGUGCUUCACUGGGGGAGAGGGGGGUGGGAG